Molecule: messenger RNA, 1767 nt
Organism: Alternaria conjuncta
Lineage: Eukaryota; Fungi; Ascomycota; Dothideomycetes; Pleosporales; Pleosporaceae
Exons: 1
Coding region: 1-1767 (588 amino acids)
Biological process (GO): protein phosphorylation
Molecular function (GO): ATP binding; protein serine/threonine kinase activity
Source: RefSeq, a predicted model, not a curated record
AUGGUUUUCGCAUUCGACCAGAACGAUGCCCAACUUCCGGCCAACGCGCCGCGAAACCCUGAGCCUGCCAUGCCCGAAGACGACAUGUUCGCUUCGGGACCCAUGGACAUGAGCCCGCCCAAAGCGCCCCUCCACGUAGGAACCCCGCCGAUCAACAUCGUCAGCCCUAUGCCACAGCGCGCAAUGCAGCCCGGCCCCGAGGGCAAGCAGCAGGGACCAGACAAAUUGGAUUUCGACGCCGUGUUCAAGAAGGCCCAGAAGAACAAGAAGAAGAAAAAGAAGGGUCUGAAAGCAGGACUACAAGCUACAAGCGUCACCCGGGGUUUUCACACUCCAGUCACGUCUGGUGGGGAGGAGUCGGACUACUCUUUGGCCACUACACCGCGCUUCGGACCUGUGCGCUCUGGACUUCCCAGCGUCACCAGCAGCCCAGCGCUUAGACCCCAGUCCACGGCGGGAGGCAUUAGCAACCUUAAAGCCCAGCUGGAGGCGCUGAACCUAGGCCCAAGGAGCGACUCACCCAUGAAGGAUUCCCCAGGAAAGGGUGUCGCUAUGAGCAGGGUCACAUCGCAGUUAUCGAGCAACACCAGUAUGUCAGGCCGGGAAAGUGACAGUGACCGUACGGAGAUGGAGAGCUACGAAAUCGACCUCAACGCAGAAGACUUCAACAUCGACACGCUCUCCAAGACUUCGACCAUGUUGAACAGCGGCAUGGCGCGCAAGAUGACGGCCGAGGACUUUGAGCCGUUGAUGUGUCUGGGCAAGGGCAGCUAUGGCACCGUCUUGCUGGUCAGGCAGCGCGCGACAGGCCGCCUUUUCGCGCAGAAGCAGUUCAAGAAGGCUUCCAUUACUGUGCAUAAGAAGCUCAUCGAACAAACCAAGACGGAGCGAAAUGUCCUCGAGAGCGUGAACCGACACCCCUUCAUCGUCAACUUCUACUAUGCCUUCCAGGACCAGGAGAAGCUGUACCUCAUUCUGGAGUAUGCCCAAGGCGGCGAGCUGUUCCACCACCUCGCUGCUGAGCGCAUGUUCUCCGAGGACGUAGCCGCCUUCUACAUGGCUGAAAUGGUACUUGCGCUUGACCACCUUCACCGCACAGUCGGCGUCAUCUACCGCGACCUAAAGCCUGAGAACUGCCUUCUGGACUCCGAGGGCCACCUGCUCCUUACCGACUUCGGCCUCAGCAAAGUCAGUCUUGACGAAGACAGCCCCUGCCGCUCGAUCCUCGGUACCGUAGAAUACAUGGCUCCGGAGGUUGUUCAGGGCCACGAGUAUGGCGCGGCAGUCGACUGGUGGUCCCUAGGCGCACUCGGCUUCGAUCUUCUCACUGGCGCUCCUCCCUUCACUGGCAACAACAACGCCAAGAUCCAGGAAAAGAUUGUAAAGCAGAAACUUGCCCUGCCUUACUACCUCAGCGCCGACGCAAAAGAUCUCCUCACUCGCCUCCUCCGCAAAGACCCCAAGAAGCGCCUAGGCUUCAACAUGGCCAAGGAUCUGCCGAACAUCAAGAAACAUAGGUUCUUCCGCAAGAUCGACUGGAAGAAGUUGGAAGCGAGGGAGUUGGAGCCGCCGAUCCAGCCACUCAUCACGGACCCGGAGUUGGCGGAGAACUUUGCUCAGGACUUUACCGACCUACCACUGAGCCCUGUUCUGACCAAGAAGUUUGACGACUUGAUGUUUGAGAGUCAGGCUUCUAGCAAUCCUUUUGGGGGUUUCAGCUUUGUGGCUAGCCAGAGCCUGUUGGAUAGUGGAGAGUGGGGAUACUAG